AACAUUUUAUAACUAGGUUCGAGUUCUCAGGCAGAGCUUCCUCCCGCUUAUUAUUAUUAUUGUGAGGCAGGGUUCGCCAUUUUGAUUAUAAUGUCAAAAACUAAUUUAACUGUUUACAGAGAUUACAGAUCAAUUCAACGACAUUCGAGUGCCUAAUUGGAGGUUGAAUUAUAGUUUGGUGUCAAGUUUCAACACGGACAGAUUGAGGUUUAGGAGAACCAAGAGAUAUCUUCAUCUGCUCUAGUACUAAUCAGAACUAAUCAACCCUCUCAGGACAAUAUGAUUUCCAAUGAGUUCUGGGUUCAAAGUGAACAAAAUGUGACUGAAGUCCAUCAGCAUGAAGUGGAGAGAAGAGGUGUUCUUAAUCCCGAGGUUAGAGUUGUACAAGAGAAUGGGUCUGAUGAAACCAGGAAUUCCCGGAUAGUUCUGGAGAUGGGAUCGGAUAGAUAUCAGAUGAACGGCGAACAAGGAGAACCAGGACAGAGAACUGGGGAUUGUGAAUUAUCUAAAAUAGGAAUAAACGUUCCAUCCACCUCGGCCGGUUUAGACAGAUUGAAUGGAGACAAGCUUAGUGUGGAACAUGGUGUGAUAUUCUCCAGUGGUGAAGAGAUGAAAAGAUAUCAAUCGUCGAUAAAUUCAUUUGGAAAUAUCGAGGACCUAGGACACUUAGAUCUUCUCCAGUCUCAGUUUAAUCCUAGAUCUGAGGAUCAGGUGAACUAUCUAUCCACCAGUACUACACAGUACCAGGAAAAGCUGAGCAACCCAGUCCUAACCACCAGGAUACAGGAGCUCAACUUAACGGAGAUGAAACUCCUUCAGGACAGAUCAAACCUAGAUCCUGCUCUAGGUAUAAUUUGUCCGGCUACCCCAGUCAAACCCAUCACGACAAUAAACCUCGUCGGACAAUCUCUCCCUGAGUCUAUAAACCUUCACUCCAACCCUGUUCAGGUUCAGUAUUUUGAAGAUGAUAAAGUUAUCAACAAAGUGACAGAUAUAACGUUUCCAGGUGUUGUUCAAGAAGAAAUAUUCAACCAAUACAGAUCUGGAGAUGGAUACGAUGCUAUUUGGAGCUGUAAUGGAGGAAGAUACAGGGUUCAUAAGCUCAUAUUAUCCAUCUGCUCUUCAUACCUACAGGAGUUAUUCUUAUCGGAUAAAGAUGAGUUAACUACAAUGAUAUCUACCCCUGAACUCAACUCAGCAGUUGUCAAGUCCAUCAUCUGUCUCUUCUACACCGGGCGGGUCAACAUCUCCUGGGAGAUGAUAGGGGAGGUCAAUACAGCUCUUAAACUCUUAGGUUUCAAUCCUGAUACUAUGACAGUAACCCCCUCUGGUGCUAUUAAAGAAGAGACUUCAAAUUUUGAUCCUGCCUCCGAUUAUCUAGAGGUUGAACUGAAGAGGAAACGGAAGAGAAAGAAUGAAUAUGAUUCUGAUGACGGUUUUAUCGUCGGAGAUUCUGCAUUUGAUGAUGGAAUAUUAGGUUCAGGAAGUGAAGAUGAAGAUUGGACUCCUAAGAAGUUUCGGAAACGCGUUAAAAGUGAAAACUACAGUGACGAUGACGACGCAGAGGUUAAACCGGUGUUUCAAGGCUCUAAUUUUCGACGAGGACGAAAAUCCUUAAAAACUCCGGACACAACUGAGUGCUUUCGAACCCGGGGUCCCGGAAAGGGCGAGCGUUCGUACAAGCUCGCCCAAGACUUGUUCGAAGGACGACACAGCGACUUCGUUUACGUCUGUCACAGCUGUUAUGAAUAUUUCGAGACGGAGAAAAAACUUGCUCUUCACAAAACAACCGUUCAUGCGAACUCAGGGAGCCGAGGAGAACACCAUACCGCAAACUCGAAAGAGUUUAACUGUCCCAAAUGCUCGGAGAUUAUUUCUGUCAAGCAUUUGGUUUGGUUUAUUAAACAUCUGAAGUACUGUGGAGAGGAUUAUGAUGCUGCCAUGAGUUUGAUUGGUCCUGAAGACUACUCCAGUGAUGAAGAAGAUAAUCCUAGUUUCAAGAAGAAAUAUUCUAAACGUCUCCCACCAGAUCUCUUUAAAGACACAGCUGACCGACUACGUAUAACUGGUGAGCAGAAAGGGAAGAAUGUUCAGACCUUGUCUCGUCUACUUGUCGGUCAACUGGUUGAUUAUAUCUGGGGCUGUAGAACCUGUUAUCUAGUUUUCACCUCCGUAGAUCAACUUGAGGCUCAUAAGAUCGAAGCUCAUAAAGGUGUUUGUCCUCCUGGUGAAUAUUGGAAUCCGUCCUCAGAGAACUAUACUUGUCCUCGGUGCAGCCUCGAACAGAACAGCCGCCAUCUUGUUUGGUUUAUUUAUCAUAUGAGAAAAUGUUCUCAAGGAAUCCCCCAUACAUCGAUAAAGACCGAGGAACCCAAUGAGGAGGAAGAGUUGGAUGAAGAUACAACAAUUAUUCAAAGAGAUCCUGAGGGGAUAGUUAUCCAAAUCUACAAGGUUUGCAACGAUAAAUCUGAAUGGAUUUGUCACGCACUGUUUGGAAGAUCAAUACCGGUUCUAUUUCCUUGUCAUCUCUGCUAUACAGUGUUCAUAGAGGAACAAGAGCUUAGACAACAUUCUAGAAUUAACCACCCUGGUCAAGUAAACCUGCCGGAGUUAGGACCCUAUUUUGACAAGAAUGAGGAAGGGUACAACUGUCCUCACUGUCAGCAGGUUGUCUGUAAGAGUGUCAGCAACCAGAAUAACGUACAGAACACCACAAACUCAAUCUACUUUACUUUCCACUACCGGAAGUGCCAGGGACAAGCGUUUCCGGUGGAGAAGACCUGCGUGGACUGCGGGAAGAUAUUUAAUGAAUUUGAUGUUUAUAAACAACAUGUUAACUCUAGCUGUGAUACCAAAGACUUAUUCUGCCAUUUAUGUACAAAGGUGUUCGCGAGUCAGUCAAGGCUGAACUAUCAUGUUCAGUAUGUUCACUCCGCUGUCAAACCGUUCCCUUGCACCUUGUGUGAAAAAAGUUACAAACGAAGAAACGAGCUUCAGGAACAUGAAGAGAUGAGUCACAGUACACAUUUUAACUACAGCUGUGAUAAAUGCGGGAAACAGUUUUACGGAAAGAAGAAUUUGGCCCUUCACAUGAAAACCCACUAUAGCGAGGAGGAGAAGAAACAUGUCUGCACUAUCUGUGGUUACAGGUUUGCUAAAGUCAAGUUUCUGAAAAAUCACAUGACAAAACACAGUGAUGUUAGACAGUUCUCAUGUGAGGUUUGUGGAGCCCGAGUGAAGACGAGGGAUACCUUAAAGCAGCAUAGGAAAAAACUUCACAACCUGACAACUCCAGUUCCUAAAACUGCUUUCAUCCUAGACCCUGCCACAGGGAUUCAACAAACUGUUUUUAUUAAAGAUGAAAACCAGCUCAAUGUUUAGCCCUGAGAAUUGAGAACCUGUCCUCGAUGUCUAAACCUGAGAAAAAUCUCAAUCUAAUACCUACGUCCUACAACAUAUCUAGAAUUGGAAAGGGUUGUAAUUAUACAAUGUAAUGAUUAGAGCUUAGGAUCUGGAUCUUCCACGUUUUAGCUACCUGGAUCCGAAUUAAUUAGCAAAACAUUAUAAUAGCUUGAGAACCCAGCGUUGCCCAGGGUACUCAUAGUGACUCCCGUAGUUUACCUGGGCUGGGUCGUAAAAAACGAAUUUUAGCUACCAAUUUAGAAUCUCAAACCAAGCUAAGAGCAUUCCUGUGGGUCUCCUUAGUUCCCCAAUCAAAAUUUGAGGCAAAUCGGUCAAAGAGUUCCUGAGUUAUGAUCUGACAUCCAAUCAAACAAACAG
Eurytemora carolleeae is the source of this 3780-nucleotide messenger RNA. RefSeq lists its product as uncharacterized. Gene Ontology annotation, molecular function: protein binding; chromatin insulator sequence binding. The transcript has 21 exons. Gene Ontology annotation, cellular component: chromosome. Bases 280 to 3381 code for a protein of 1033 amino acids. Gene Ontology annotation, biological process: regulation of transcription by RNA polymerase II. NCBI's taxonomy places the organism in Eukaryota, Metazoa, Arthropoda, Copepoda, Calanoida, Temoridae. The record is from RefSeq and is a predicted model, not a curated record.